Dermacentor andersoni is the source of this 1568-nucleotide messenger RNA. RefSeq names its product prohibitin 1 (gene Phb1). Gene Ontology annotation, biological process: mitochondrion organization. Gene Ontology annotation, cellular component: mitochondrion; membrane. The record is from RefSeq and is a predicted model, not a curated record. Lineage: Eukaryota; Metazoa; Arthropoda; Arachnida; Ixodida; Ixodidae.
CCCUGGUGCCACCCACUAAUGCAUUUCACCCACUCAACUGUAUUCUAGAAUAAUCCUAGUGCACUCUAGUCGGACUGUACUGGAUCUGGAGAUCUACUCCACUGAAACGCCUGCAGACCGUGGUGCAGACGUUCUUAAUCUAUGGUGCUGACAGCAUAGUGUGUGGACCGGCAGUGCUGCUCAACAAGGCUUGAAGGAUUACUGAAGGCGCAGCUGCUGAACAAUGGCUGCACAAAUAUUCAACACUCUUGGCAAGCUUGGCAUUGGCCUAGCAGUUGUGGGAGGCGUGGCCAACAGUGCUUUGUACAAUGUGGAUGGUGGCCACCGGGCAGUGAUCUUCGAUCGCUUCACAGGCGUCAAAAACUAUGUGGUUGGUGAAGGCACACAUUUCCUCAUCCCCUGGGUCCAGCGGCCGAUCAUUUACGAUGUGCGUUCACGGCCACGCAAUGUACCUGUUGUAACUGGCAGCAAAGACUUACAGAAUGUGAACAUCACACUACGGAUCCUGUUCCGUCCCGUGCAAGAGCAGCUGCCUCGCAUGUACACAACCUUGGGCGUGGACUAUGAUGAGCGUGUGCUCCCCUCCAUCACCAAUGAGGUGCUCAAGGCAGUCGUGGCCCAGUUUGAUGCCAGUGAAAUGAUCACCCAGCGAGAGGUGGUCUCCCAGAAGGUGUGUGAUGAGCUGACAGAGCGGGCCUCUCAGUUUGGCGUCAUCCUGGACGACAUCUCAAUUACGCACCUGACCUUUGGCAAGGAGUUCACACAGGCCGUCGAGAUGAAGCAGGUGGCCCAGCAGGAGGCUGAGCGAGCUCGCUUCCUGGUUGAGAAGGCCGAGCAGCACAAGAAGGCAGCUGUCAUCACGGCAGAGGGUGACUCGCAGGCUGCAGCUCUGCUUGCCAAGGCUUUUGGCGAGGCCGGUGAUGCGCUGGUGGAACUUCGUCGGCUUGAAGCAGCCGAAGACAUCUCAUAUCAGCUCUCACGCUCGCGUAAUGUAGUCUAUCUUCCUGCGGGACAGAGCACACUGCUGAGCCUGCCACAAUAGUGCUACAAAUUAAGCAAAGCUAGAUUAAGAGGGUGUUGUGGAAUCCAGCAGCCUACAGAGAAAACCUGUGGUAGGGUGCCAAAAAUGGGGAGCAUGACGAUUGACAGUGCAAUUACAUCAAUGUCAUGUAAAUUACUUGUGCUGUGCUUUAUACAAAUGAUGCCUUGUGGCUAAUUAAAGGGGUAUAAAUACUUUUCUGUGCUUCAUUUAUAUGCUGCUGAAAAUAUAAAUCCAUAUUUCCCUACACUACAUUUCGUGGGCUCAGCACACAUUCAAGUUGAGAAACAUGGGUUGAGCAAAGCUAAGCUGGUAUUCAGAAAUAAGCUCUAAUGCUAGAACUUUCUGAAUGUCAGACAUAUGAUUAGCGAAGGCCAAUGGAAACCAGCACUUAUGAACAAAAAGCUUUCUGAAAUCGAUCCUUCAUUUGUACUUUCUAUGCUCCCGAUAACAUAAUCAUCCUGAGCAAGAUGCUGGUGAUUUUUGUAGCAAAACCGCUGCAUUGUACAAUAAAACUUUUUUUAAGCUA